Molecule: messenger RNA, 736 nt
Organism: Gorilla gorilla gorilla (western lowland gorilla)
Lineage: Eukaryota; Metazoa; Chordata; Mammalia; Primates; Hominidae
Gene: PLAAT2
Product: phospholipase A and acyltransferase 2
Exons: 4
Coding region: 54-542 (162 amino acids)
Biological process (GO): N-acylphosphatidylethanolamine metabolic process
Cellular component (GO): cytoplasm
Molecular function (GO): glycerophospholipid phospholipase A1 activity; A2-type glycerophospholipase activity
Source: RefSeq, a predicted model, not a curated record
AAUUUAAGGCUGGACACAGUCAGCAACACACAAGACAUCAUCUUGAAGGAAGGAUGGCUUUGGCCAGACCAAGACCGAGACUUGGAGACCUGAUUGAGAUUUCUCGCUUUGGCUAUGCACACUGGGCCAUCUACGUGGGAGAUGGCUAUGUGGUCCAUCUGGCUCCCGCAAGUGAAAUUGCUGGAGCUGGUGCAGCCAGUGUCCUGUCUGCCCUGACCAACAAAGCCAUAGUGAAGAAGGAACCGCUGUCUGUGGUGGCUGGGGGAGACAACUACAGGGUCAAUAACAAGCACGAUGACAGAUACCCACCACUGCCUUCCAACAAAAUCGUCAAGCGGGCAGAGGAGUUGGUGGGGCAGGAGUUGCCUUAUUCGCUGACCAGUGACAACUGCGAGCACUUCGUGAACGAUCUGCGCUAUGGCGUCUCCCGCAGUGACCAGGUCACUGGUGCAGUCACGACAGUAGGUGUGGCAGCAGGCCUGCUGGCUGCUGCAAGCCUUGUGGGGAUCCUGCUGGCCAGAAGCAAGCGGGAAAGGCAAUAAAUCCAAGAAAUUGUCCCAACAACAACCAGUUCUUACGGAGGAAUAUUAUUUAGCCAGCAGGAAUGGAGUUUGUUUUACUGAUUUUACUGUUUUGUGUUCAUGAGUCUUUAUUUUAAUGGAGUUAAAAGCAUAGGAAAAUGUAUUUGGAAAUGCAGCUUAGUAUUAAUUCUAUUAAAGACACAAUUGGGCUCUGC